AUGUUUAAAUUCCUGGCUGCAUUUUAUGUCAACAAUGUGGCUCCAGUAGACUUCAACUGUGAUAAUCCUUUGAUUACGAAUGAAUGGAGACAGAUGGUUUUGGAUUUUCACAACGAAAAUCGAAGAAAAGUCGCUAAAGGAGAGCAGGAGACAAAGGACUUCUUCAAUUGGAAUUAUGGCAAUAUGCCAAGUGCAGCUGAUAUGAACGAACUUGAAUGGGACUGUGACAUGGAACGAGCUGCUAAUCUGUUCAUUUGUAACAAAAUUGACCUACCUGACACCUAUGGAGUAAUCUUUCUAAAUAAAUUUGUGAUCGAUGCUUGUGAUCUGAACUGUACGCAGAUGAGAACAAAGCAAGUUCUCCAGAAUUGGUGGAACCAAGCAAAAAAGGUGGACCUCUCGGUUGACGUUCUUUACGAUGUAAAAACGAUCAAAGAGUUUGGAAUGGUUAGCAACCACUAA
This is a messenger RNA of Cylicostephanus goldi, 462 nucleotides long. Lineage: Eukaryota; Metazoa; Nematoda; Chromadorea; Rhabditida; Strongylidae. The record is from the annotation of a GenBank genome assembly.